Molecule: messenger RNA, 984 nt
Organism: Talaromyces marneffei
Lineage: Eukaryota; Fungi; Ascomycota; Eurotiomycetes; Eurotiales; Trichocomaceae
Exons: 1
Coding region: 1-984 (327 amino acids)
Source: RefSeq, a predicted model, not a curated record
AUGGGAUUCUUGUAUAGCCAGCUUUUCAAGUCACUGCCCUAUCCGACUGGUGAUUACUCCAGGAAAACCAUCGUAAUUAGUGGUAGCAAUGUUGGUCUGGGAAAAGAAGCAGCACGCCAUUACGUUCGACUGGGCGCCAGCAAACUGAUCCUUGCUGUACGUAACUUGGACAAAGGUCAUGAGGCCAAGCACGAUAUUGAGCGCACUACAAAAUGCGCGCCGAAUACCAUUGAGGUGUGGAAACUCGACAUGGCUAGCUAUGAGAGUGUCCAGAAAUUUGCCGCUCGAGUUGACGCUGAUUUACGCCGCGUCGACAUAUUCAUCGCCAACGCCGGCAUAGCACCAGCAAAUUACUCAGUGCUGGAGGAUAACGAGUCAAGCAUCACGGUCAAUGUGGUUUCUACAUUUUUGUUGGCCGCACUGGUUAUGCCGAAGAUGAAAAGCACCGCUGUGACAUUCAACACAAGGCCGACAUUGAGCAUUACUACUUCUGAUGUCCACGGUCAUACGAAGUUCUCGCAGCAGUCAGCGCCAGAUGGCGAGAUCUUUGCCACGGUGAACGAUAAGGCGACCGCGGAGAAGAGUUGGGACGACAUGUAUCCCAUCUCCAAGCUGCUCGAAGUUUUUGCCGUCCGCGCUAUUGCAGAGCAAAGUCCAGCAUCGAAAUUUCCCGUCACGAUCAAUCUCGUCAAUCCCGGGCUUUGUCACUCGGAGCUCGGACGUGACUUUCCCUCUUGGGGGUUCUGGCUUCUCAAGUUGAUAUUGGCCCGGUCGACAGAGCUUGGCAGCAGAACAUUGGUUCAUGCUGGAUCUCAAGGCGCAGAUUCUCACGGGCAGUAUAUGUCUGACUGUGAAAUAGACGUUCCAGCACCACUUGUCACGAGCGCGGAGGGAAAAGAGACGCAAGGUCGUGUUUGGCUCGAGUUAGCGAAGAAGCUGGAAGCAAUCAGAGCUGGUGUGUCUGCCAACUUUCGAAUGAUUUAG